CAGACUGCCAGUCUCGGUAAGACGCUCGUAGUGGCUGCACGGACUUAUCACGUUUGUUUUCUCGAUAAAACGAGAAACACCCACACCCACAUACACACACAUACACAUAGAAACACACGCACGCACGCAACUCGAUCACGCGUCGGCAGUUUAAAAGCAUAAAGAAAGAAAGGAAAAUACAAAGUGAAAGAAAGAGUGAGGAGGGAUCAAACAAGAAGGAGGAGAUGAAGAUUUAAAAAACAAAAGACGAAUAAGGCAAGAAAAUUAUUAUAAUUCUUUACUGUUUCUGGAUUAUCCGCCAUAUUGUUUAAAAUUGAUGAUCGAUGGUGAAUUCGAAUUGAAGAUGAUAUUGGAUAUUUGAAAAUCAAAAAAAGUCAAGACAAAUUUGUUGAAAACGACUUUUGGUGCUUCGACUUUAAAGCUGCGUUUGUAACGUUGAUCGUAAUUCAAAUUGCACAUUGGAAACAGCUCGGGAUUGUCCGUUUAAGGUGGAAAAAGUGCGCUCACGGUUUUCGUUUAAUACCACGGGUGUUUGAAUAAAAGGAAAAACCUUUUAACGAUGCAGAUCAGUUGCGGCAGAUUGGGAAACUCGUCUCGCUGAUUGGGAUGCCAUAAUAUUGUACUGGUGCCAGGUCAAAUUAUUCUACCACUAAUAACUCGAAGUUGACUUCGCGAUUCGUUUUUGUGAGAAUUCGUGUUUUAAACAAUUAUAGUGCUCGUUGGAUUGAAGAAUACACAGUGAAACAAAGUGAAAAUAUAUUGUGGAUAAAAAAUGUUGAUGAUUGAAUAAGAGAAGAAAAAGUAUCGAGUACAAUAAUAGCGCGGAGCAUAAAUGAAAUUGGUUUAUUGAAUCGAUACUUAAGGUACCCACCUACAUUAUAUGUGAAAUCUGCAAUAAGAAUACCAAGUGAUAAUAAUAUUCAAUAAAUUCAAGUGUCUUACAAAAUAUACAUCUAUUAAUUAAUAUUUAUUGUCACGCAGUACAUUAUCGAAACGGAAAGCGGUAAAAAAAUAUAUCUCGCGUCGUUUGUUUGAUUGUAAAAGCUGGCAGCUUUUGCGAGAUAUUUGAAAUAUUUUGCCGGUACUUCACGUCGUUCACGUUUAUGAUUUUGCGACUAUUAUAUAUGCAGAGAUCACAUCCUCGGGAUUGUUCGUCUAUAUUCUUAUAUUUAUCUUGCAAAACCCCGUCCAAAAUCGUUGAGGAUUAAGUGAGUCGUCCUCGUCACCUCGACGGGUAGAAAUCGUAAAGACAACUGCUCGCUAGUUUAGUCGGUAAAACAGCGUGGUUCAGUCGGUAAAAAAGUUUUGUGAAAAUCCAAAAACUCGAGGAUAAAAACGUCGUAUAAUUAAUCGAUUUAAGAUAUUACACAGUGAUAUUUGAAUUGGUGAAAUUGGUUGAAUUCGCGACAGUUGUAAUCCCGCAUACUAUGAGAGGAUGAGCUGUUCCGUGAAGAUAUCCAGUUCGAAAAACUGGGGUGGUUCGCAGCGCAGGAUCAACUCCCUGUCGGAGGAAUCUCUGCCCCUGCAGAGUGCCUUGCCUAGGACUCCGCCUCGCCCCGUAAAAUCUAUCGCCGUUAAGAAGGGCGAAGACACCACCAAACUGUUGAAGUACAUCGACGACAAUGUCAUCGGCAAAAGCAGCACGUUCUUCGGACCCUUCGGACGCAGAAAAGUUGUCUACUGCGAUUACACCGCCUCUGGAAGAUCGUUGCAGUUCCUGGAGGAAUACAUCACCAAGGAAGUUCUUCCCUGCCUCGGUGACACUCGGACAUCAACGUCAAUCUGCAGUUUGCAGUCUUCUUUAUUCAGGCACGAGGCCCGAGAUAUUGUGAGGCAUGCUGUCGGUGCUAGUGAACAGGACGCUGUCCUUUUCACGGGUCAUGGAACCGCUGGCGCCCUACGCGCAUUGCUUCGGCAUCUGGAUAUGAAUAAGCCCACCGUUGUCUUCGUUGGCCCUUUCGAACACCAUGCUAACCUGCGACCUUGGAGAGAUCACGGAGUCAAGAUAAUAAGAAUUGCCGAGACCAAGGAAGGCUUCCUGGACCUGAAUGACCUGGACCGGCAACUAGCUAAGGAACGUCUCACUGGAGCUCAACUUGUCGGGUGUUUUAGUGCUGCCAGUUGCAUCACCGGCGUUCUUGCCGAUGACGUGGCGACGACUCUUCUUCUUCAUCAGCAUGGCGCAAUCAGUAUCUGGGAUUACACAUCGGCAGCUCCGUACGUACAAAUGGACAUGAAUCCUCACCUGCCCGGAGUCGGUGAGAACACGGUCCACAAAGAUGCUAUCAUAUUCACCGGUCACAAAUUCAUCGGCGGCGCUCAAACACCGGGAGUCCUAGUGACAAAGAGAACGCUUCUCAAGACUGACUCUAGCCUCGAAGACAUGAGGGAUUCGCAUAGAUAUUUGCAAGAUCCCGAGCUGCGCGAGGAGAGCGGAACUGCCGCUGUGGUGGAGACCAUUAGAUGCGGACUCGCCAUUCAGCUGAAAGAAAAUGUUACACCACAAGCAAUCAUGGCUCGUCAGGAUAAAAUCACCAAACAAGUUUUGGCACACGUGCGCACAAUACCAGAGCUCAUACUUCUCGGUAGCAGUUCACACAACGUCAAACGACUUUCAAUCUUCUCGUUCAUGGUCCGUCAUCCCCGAGGCACGUUUCUCCAUCAUAACUUUGUUUGCGCCGUUCUCAACGACGUUUUCGGAGUCCAGGCAAGAGGCGGCUGCGCCUGCACGGGACGUUAUGCUCACGAGUUGAUGGGUAUUGACGAAAAGUUAGCCAAAGAAUACGAGGCCAUUCUGCAGCAAAAUGGCUGCAAUGAAGAAUCAAGCGUGGAGAUGCUCCGACCAGGAUUCGCCCGUCUGUCGUUUCCCUUCUUCAUGUCGGAAACCGAGGUUGCUUUCGUCCUCGAAGCGCUGAAAAUGGUUGCGACGGAAGGAUGGAAGCUUUUGCCUCAGUACGUUCUGAAUCCGGACACAGGCGAAUGGCGCCACCAUACAAAUAGCGUAUUCAAAGACCGCAAAUGGCUGGGUUCGAUAAGGUACACAGACGGAAAGAUGAUCACAUCCGAGCGACGCGUGUCUGGACCCGGUGUAUUUCCUCAGAGUUACAGCGAUUGCCUUCAAACAGCGAGAAACAUCUUCAACAGAGCGAGGAAAAUGGCUCAGAGAUAUCCUCUGCAAAUUGACCAAAGCGUCGUCUUCACCGAACAAGGCAAAGCACUUCGAUGGUUCAUCCUGCCGAACGAAGCACAGGACCUUCUUCUCGGCAAUUCGCAAAACGUCAAGCAGGACGUUCCCUUCAAUCCGGUGACAUACAGACUCAGAUACAGCGCCUUUGAUAUACCAAACCACUCUUUGCUUUUAGCAAACGGGAUUCGCAGAUUGAACAGCGACAUUCCCAGGACCGGGAACGCCCCGAUAACAUCGAACUCUCCGAGACAUCACAGCCUCCCAGUAUUGACCAGGCCGAUCCCACCACUUCCUGAUCCCAAAAAGUAUUCCUUCGGGCAAACUCUGUCCUCACACUUGAGGAACACCGUGUCGCCUCCACUUAUGGCGCAGCUGUCCCUUCCGGAAUACGCGACGUCCUCGGGUGAACAAAGGUCUCCGUCGACUUGUCCAAGUUCCCCGAUGCCCGUGAGAUUCGCAGUCGGCGAGGCCGUGACUCCGGCAAUUUUGGGAACGCCUGUGGUUGCUCAGCUAAUCGCUGGUGACCAGAGUAACACGGGUAGAGCGCGAUGCAACUCUUUGGGAAGUUCAGGUACCUCUCCCCCGAUAUUGAGUCCCCAGACGAUGGCUAGUCUGGGUAUAAAUACCUCGAGACACCGACACUGCAGCUGCAGUAGUCAAACGGAAUUGAACUCAUUAGAGUAUGAGAAUGGGAGUCCGACCCACUCCUUGACCAACGCUAACUCCUACAGUAACUGUGACAUGAGGGUUGGUAGGUCCUCACCGGUCUCUAACCUGUCGCAGAGUUCGGAAGAUCUUCACGCUUAUUUGAAGGAAGUUACGAAGGAAUUAGCAACGGAAAUAAAAUCGGAAAUACGCGAGGUGAUAUCUCAGGUCGACGACGUACUGUCGGAAACUAACACAACGGAAAACACGCCCCAGCACCACUCGCGGAUCCAUAGCCUCAACCAUUGCGAGGAAAAGCACGAUUCCUUCUCGGCGAGCGAUAUUGCUGAGUAUCUCAUGGAGUUUUCAAAGGAAAUGGCAAGCGAAGUGAAAUCGGAGAUCAGGUGUAUGGUGAACGCUGUCGACGGUCUUCACAGGUUCUCACCCGACACCUCAUCCUCUGACAAAUCAUCGAAUGGAUGUGGUUCACCCGAAAGAGUUUUACCGAAGGCCGGAACGAUUGGUAAGCUGAGUGAACUUUCUCAGGAGAGUAAAAUGUCGAGCGAGUGUUCGUCAGACGAGACUGUGAUCUACGUCAUCAAGCAGGAUGCUGGCGGUAAAACUGACGACGAGGACCGUAGUGGGGUCGAAAUAGACUUAAAAACACUGCCGAAGAUCUACUCGGCGAUAAACUCUGUCAGUUCUCAGGACAGUGGAAUCAACCUGUCCUUCCAUGAAAACGACAAGUCAACUGAGUCCGAACUUCGGAGAAGCAGUAGCGCCGAGUCAAACUCUAACGGAUGUAGGAGACUGCGAAUAAACGGGAAAAACGCGAAGCAAAAACGGGUCAAUGAUCUUUCCGAGGACGAGGAGAUCGUUUCCGAGUGCUCGGGUCUUGAGGAAGAGGAAAGACUGAACCCGGACAAACCCUCGGAGGAUGGAAAUCUGCAGUGGCUGUGUCCCCCAAAAAACAUCUGGAAACCUUCGGUAGAGGCGAUGCAAGAAUUUGACAUGAUCAGGGACGGAGACAAGGUUAUGAUCUGCUUAUCCGGUGGCAAGGACUCCCUGUCCCUGUUGCACACUCUGCACCAGUACCAGUUCUACGUCAGGUCCAAGGGUGUCAACUUCGAGAUAGGGGCGGCGACUGUUGACAGCAAAGCCUACGACCCCCUUCAGCUAAUGACGUACCUCAAGGCGCUGGACGUACCGUAUUUUUACGAAGAGCAACCCGCUCUUGAGGAAGAGAUUGGAAGGUCGGCGUGCAGCUUCUGCAGCAGAACGAAGAGGAACCGCUUGUACACCGUCGCUAAAGAGCACUCCUACAAUGUCCUGGCGCUCGGGCAGCACCUCGACGACCUUACGGAGGGAUUCCUCAUGUCCGUAUUUCACAACGGUAAACUCCGCACCAUGAAAGCACAUUAUUACAUCCGAGAGCGUGACCUCAGGGUUAUUCGGCCGUUCGUAUACGUCCGGGAAAAGGCUUUGAGACAGUUUGCAGAAUGCAAGAAACUCCCUGUCGUACAAGAAACGUGCGAAACUUGCGAAGACGCUCCAAAGAAGCUGGAGCGUAAUAAGCAGAUAAUAGCGCAGCAAGAACAAGUUUACCCGCGAUUAUACUGGUCUCUGCGAUCAGCCCUCCAGCCACUGAUCGUUGCCCGAGGUUUUACCGAGGAAACAAACCAACAGAAGAGGCAUCGAAGACCAAGAACAAACUCCUUCACAGCCUCGGCGAGUAGCGCGUCUCAGCCAUUAAACGACAGCGAGACCGAAGAGGAGCCGGUAGUCUAGCGCACGUGAAAUACGACCAGAAAGGCGAAUCGGUUUACUGCUCGGAAUCUGUCUGGUAAGUUCAGGAAACAUCUUGCACGAACGACAAAGCCACCCGUUGGGCGUGAUGGUCAGGCUGCACAGUAGGUCAGCUGCGUCGAAUGCUGAGAUGUAUGUAGAUUUAAAGUCUAAUUAACACCAUACUAAUGAUGACGCGAGGGAAGAUUAUCAUUGGGAAGUGGGAAAGGAGAAGAAGAAGCUUCUUUAAAGCUUCUUUCGCGCUUUACGCAGAGGAUAAAAAUUGUAUCUAUUCUGCACGUAAAUGAACAAUUCUUUCAUUGGGAAGAGAGUUGUACUUGGAAGAGCCUUUUCGUGAUCCCAAUUUCAUUCUUGCCUUUAAACUUGUCUUUUCAGACGAUUGGUACCUACGAUUACGUACAACAGGUACUAAGAUUCGUCCUACAUUUUUAAAAUUAAAACGUAUAAUACAUAUAUGUUUUACGUUCGUUAAUUAGCAUAAUAUUAUAAUUAGUUAAAAUAAUGAAGGUAACAUUAUCGUUGACGAUUAAAUGCAGAGCGACAAUGAAAGAUUGAAAGGGUGAAGAGGUCUUUGUACUAUUACGUACAAUGUAAAUCACUUGGCUUGGAGUGUUCCGGCGUGCAAAUAAAAACGGAUAAAAAUAUCUGUUUUUUUGUUCUCUAAAUUUUUCAAUCUAAUAAUUGAUUGAUUAACGGAACUUCUGAAUUUAAAGUAAAUAUUUAACUGAAUUAACCGCGGUUCGAAAUCAACGUUGGCAGCGCGAAUGUUUUUCUCUUCUUUUUUAGUGUGACGAUUAUAUCGUAAUGUAGUGAUUACCUGUUCACAAAAAGUAUAUGGAUUGAAAGAAAUGAUCGUGUUCAAAUAAACUAUUGACUUACUGUUCAUGGCGAAUAAUCAAACACAAUAUUACCUACAAUUAAACGACAAUACAACUAAGUAUAUACAUAUUACACAGUACAUAUACGUAGUGUAUAUGUAUACGUAUGUAUACUAUAUUAAUUAUGUACCACACAAAAUCGAACUCAACAUAAUUUAAAACAUAUUUACUCCGCCUGAAUCAGAAAGUGAUUAUGCUGUACAGUCUCGUUGAAGAGAAUGCUUCGAAUUUUGUAAUUGAUUAUGAUUGUAAGAUUAAUUUUUAUACGUUAACAGUUCACCCAUUGGCAACUGCUAUGUGUCGGAGAUUAUCAAUUUUUACAAAAUAACGACAUAUAUAUAUA
Neodiprion virginianus is the source of this 6859-nucleotide messenger RNA. RefSeq lists its product as uncharacterized. The transcript is spliced from 8 exons. The record is from RefSeq and is a predicted model, not a curated record. Lineage: Eukaryota; Metazoa; Arthropoda; Insecta; Hymenoptera; Diprionidae. Bases 1436 to 5620 code for a protein of 1394 amino acids.